Messenger RNA from Cervus elaphus (red deer), 526 nucleotides. It is a transcript of the gene DEFB109B, whose product is annotated as defensin beta 109B. Gene Ontology annotation, biological process: cell chemotaxis; defense response to bacterium. Gene Ontology annotation, molecular function: CCR6 chemokine receptor binding; chemoattractant activity. The record is from RefSeq and is a predicted model, not a curated record. NCBI's taxonomy places the organism in Eukaryota, Metazoa, Chordata, Mammalia, Artiodactyla, Cervidae.
AAAAUAUCAAUAGCGCUGAGGUUGAAAAACUCUGCUACAGGCUUUGACACAACGAUAAGAACCAGAAACCAGAAGGUGGUAAAUAUCCUGCCUCAAGAGCAUGUUGUAGCCUCCCUACAAAAGCCCUAAAUAGGCUCUACUAACCAUGGAAAAACCGCAGGCCCAGGGGACACCAUAAAAGGCCACGGACCUGCCCGCCCAGCGAUUACCAGCUUGAGCCAUGCUGACGCUCCUUUCCUCCAGCUGCUGUUCACCCGUGAGGCUCCACCUGCUGCUCUCUGCGCUCUUCUUAUCCUUGACCCUCUUAUCCCCAGUAAGAAGUGGAUUUUCAUCUGCAGAAAACCACUGUCUCAAUGUGAAUGGUGUUUGCAGAAAAGACACCUGCAAAUUGAUAGAGGAUGUGCUUGGUACCUGCCGAAGAAGCUGGAGAUGCUGUCGUGCCUGGUGGAUUCUUUUGCCAGUUCCAAUGCCCAUUAUCUAUUCAGAUUAUGAAGCACCCCAUAAGAAGAUGCAAAAUGAAACUUGA